AUGACUAUGAAGACGGAUAUUGAAGCAGUGCUCAAGUCUUUGACGUUAGAAGAGAAGAUCUCUCUCCUCGCAGGUCAGAACUUCUGGGAGACUGUGCCCAUUCCUGGCAAAGUACCCCAUAUCAAGACAUCGGAUGGACCUAAUGGUGCACGAGGCGCUGACUUCACCGGUGGCACGAGGGCUGCUUGUUUCCCCGCUGCAAGCAAUGUUGCCGCCACCUUUGACUUAGAUAUUGCCAACCGCAUCGGUCAGGCACUUGCCGAAGAGACACAAACCAAAGGAGCUCGCUGUCUGUUGGCACCUACCACUUGUAUCCACCGCCACCCACUGGGUGGCCGCAACUUUGAAAGCUUUAGCGAGGAUCCCCUGCUGGCAGGAAAGCUUGCGUCUCAGGUGAUUCAGGGUGUCCAGUCGAAAGGUAUUGCUGCCACCAUCAAGCACUUUGCUGGGAAUGAGCAGGAGACGGAGCGAAUGUCUGUCGAUGAGACCAUCAGCGAAAGAGCUCUCCGUGAAAUCUACCUGCGUCCAUUCGAGAUUGCCAUCAAGGAGGCGAAACCGUGGGCUGUCAUGACUGCGUAUAACCAAAUCAACGGCGAGCACUGCGAUUCCAACUCUUUUCUAUUCAAGGUGUUGAGGGAAGACUGGGGCUGGAAGGGUCUUGCCAUGAGUGAUUGGGGUGGCACUAACUCGACUGCUGAAGCAUUGAACGCAGGACUAGACUUGGAAAUGCCCGGCCCCACGCUGAAGAGGAAAGUCCCUGACGUUCUGGCUGCUAUCAAGGCUGGCAAGCUGUCUGAGAGCACCAUCAAUGACAGAGCCCGUACAGUGCUUGAGUUUAUCGACAAGCUGAAGGCCUUUGAAGACCCCACAAUCCCCCCUGAGCAGGCUAUCAACAAGCCUGAACACCAGAAGCUCAUUCGUGAGGCUGGCGCCAGGGGUUGCGUGCUGCUCAAGAACGAGAAGCAAGUCCUUCCUUUGACCAAAGACAAGGCCAAGGGAAAAAAGAUUGCGCUUGUUGGCCUGGCCAAAAUGCCCCUCGCGCAUGGAGGCGGAAGCGCUAGCCUGAAUGCACACUACAAGAUUUCACCAUGGGAUGCCAUGCAGGAGGCUCUAGGCGAUUCUGCAGAACUCGUCUAUGCUAAGGGUGCCCAUACUCAACGCAUACUGGCGCCUAUCGGGGAGGAUAAGAACGCCGGGUCUGUCGUCGGCCUGGACGGCAAGCCAGGCUUCACCUUGAAUCUGUACGACAACGAGACAAAGGAGCUGAAAGAGACGAUCAACAGCCACCCGUGUUCGUCUCUGUCGCCUGUGAUGGAGUCAGCAGUCAUGAAGAUUGCCGAGUUCAUUGGCGAUUUCACCCCCUCCGAGACCGGCUCUCACUAUAUGGGAUGCACUGGUCUUUCGAUGACACAGGUUUAUAUCAAUGACCAGCUCGUCUACGAUCAGAAGAAGCCCGCCCCUGAUGCCAUGGGAUUCUUAUUCGGAGCCAUCUCCGAAGAAGAGUUCACUCAUCCGUUUACUGCUGGCACCACCUACCGCAUCAAAGUCCGCAGCUUGCCGCCUGUCAACAUUCCCGGUCUGGAGAUCCUGAAUGGCCACACGGGAGUCCGUCUUGGUCUCCAGCUUGCUUCUGAGCAUGAUGCUGAUCUACAGGGUGAGGCUGCUGCGCUCGCCAAGGAUGCCGAUUACGCUAUUGUUUUCACAGGCAACGAUCCUCAGUGGGAGACGGAAGGCCAAGACCAGGCCUCUUUCAACUUACCGAGAAAGGGCAGCCAAGAUGCUCUGGUCAGUGCCGUCGCUGCUGCAAACCCCAACACCAUCGUCGUGAACUCGACUGGUGUGGCUAUCGCCCUGCCCUGGCUGGAUCAGGUCGCAGGCUUGCUGCAUGCCGGCUUCGCUGGGCAGGAAUGUGGUAACUCCAUCGCCGAUGUCCUCACCGGCGCCGUGAACCCUGAAGGCCGUCUACCAAUGACUUUCCCUAAAGCCCUCGAGGAUGCACCCGCCCAUGGCAAUUUCCCGGGCGAGUACGUAAACGGAAAGCUCAAGGUAGAAUACAAGGAGGGGGUCUUCGUCGGCUACCGUCAUUACGACAGAGUCGGCCGCGGGAAGGUCAACUUCCCCUUCGGCUACGGCUUGUCGUACUCCUCUUUCGAGACUGGCAACCUGCGGGUAUCGAAGAGCUCAGAGACUGAUUAUACUGUCAGCGUUGACGUUUCCAAUGCUGAAGGCGCUUACGGUGGUACCUUGGUACAAGUGUAUGCCGGCAAGUCAGAGACUAGCCCAGAGCACCCGGUCAAGAGCCUUGUCGCCUUCCAGAAGGUUAGACUGCAGCCCAGUGAGAAACAGUCCCUGAGUCUCUCGUUUGCUACGAGGGAUCUUGGGUUCUUCGACGAGGCGAAGGGCCAGUGGGUUGUCCCUGCUGGGCAGUACGAUAUCUCUCUCGGGAAGUCGGCCAUGGAUUUGUUACAGACUGUGAGAAUCACGGUGGAUAAAGAAGUCACAUUUGCUCCGUAA
This is a messenger RNA of Neoarthrinium moseri, 2514 nucleotides long. RefSeq lists its product as uncharacterized. The record is from RefSeq and is a predicted model, not a curated record. Bases 1 to 2514 code for a protein of 837 amino acids. Gene Ontology annotation, molecular function: beta-glucosidase activity. The transcript is spliced from 3 exons. Gene Ontology annotation, biological process: glucan catabolic process. NCBI's taxonomy places the organism in Eukaryota, Fungi, Ascomycota, Sordariomycetes, Amphisphaeriales, Apiosporaceae.